Opisthorchis viverrini is the source of this 1689-nucleotide messenger RNA. RefSeq lists its product as hypothetical. The transcript is spliced from 7 exons. Lineage: Eukaryota; Metazoa; Platyhelminthes; Trematoda; Opisthorchiida; Opisthorchiidae. Bases 1 to 1689 code for a protein of 562 amino acids. The record is from RefSeq and is a predicted model, not a curated record.
AUGCAGCUCAACAUGCCAUAUUAUAUCAGGUUACUUUCUGGACCCAAGUUGCCGUUACCACAUUCAAUAUUUACUUUGAGGAUGGCCUUCUACAAGUUUACGGAGUGUACACAUCCUCAUGUUUCUUCAAGCGUAGCAGAAAAGAGUGGUCUCACGUGGAACAACUCAAUGGUCCAAAUAAACUGCCUUACUGUGGUUGGCGCUCUCAUAUUCUUCGUACAACUUUGCUGUGUUUGCUCGGAAUCUGGGAUUUUCCACGAUCCACUUGAGAUUUGGAUUUCCACUUUGAGGGCAUCCGAAACAAGGACACUUCUAGGAGUACAACAACAUUCGUCGGGAAAAGUGUACACUCGUGGUUUUGCCAAAAGCAGUCUUGGAACUAUUUUGUUCCCUGUUGUGAUUCAUUCCGAUGAAUCGGCCACCGAAGGUGCGAAUUUCACGAAAGGUCUACUCGCCGACAUCUACAUUCGGGGGAGCUCUGCGCAGGAAAGCUACAGUCAAUUUUUGGAAUACAUGAGCGGUUACUUCUGUGAAACGAAUGACGGGGAACACUGGGAAUGUUGCGAUCAGUCGUUUCUAACUGCUUCAUGCGAGGACGUACCACAAAAGGCGAAAGAUGUGAUGAGCCUGAUAGUUGACCCAAUUCAGAGUAUCACACUUAUCUUUCUGUAUCAUUGGUGUGUCGAAGCUUGGCACGACUAUCGAAACCAACCAAAUAUUUCUAUUUGGCAAGAGCUGGAGAAGUACUGUCCUAAUCCGUGCCAUGGGAACCCAUGUCUAGGGUUAUUGGGAAUAGACGAUCCCCUCGCCUGCAAGAAGUUCGGAGCAUAUGAAGAUGAAUAUCGUUGUGACUGUGAUGAUAUGCAUGUUUGGAACCCACAACGAACUGUUUGCGAGCCAAAAAACCCAUGCAUGAAUAAGCAGUUUCCGCCUUGCGUGAUGGAAAACACCGUGCGAUGCGUGAGUACCGGACUCAACCAAGUCAGAUGCAUAUGCAAGGAACAAUUCAUGGGUUUAGAUUGUUCAUUGCUCCGAGAUGCUUGUCUUGAGCGGAUUAAUCAGUCAAUGCCGAGCGGAAAUACACGGUGUCAAAUUCAGAACGGGAAUCAGUGUCACCCCAUCUUGGGCACAGACUCCUACAGUUGCACGUGUAUAACAAACUACCUGUCCCUAUCCGUAAGUGAAGAUAACUGCCUCGGUCAGCGGGACCCUUGCAAGAUAAGAGCUUCGGGUACCAAGCAUGAUUACCAACGAACCAAUCCUGCGACAGAUUACGACUUGGUCCAUCUCAAGGUCGACUGUUUGAAUGGUGGAGAAUGUGUUGCAUCCGGUGACCUUAUGAGGACUGCUUGCGUGUGCCCACAGUCACCUUCAGGUGGACUGCUCUUUCAAGGGCAGGUAUGUGAGUUUGCAGUCGGAGUUUGGUCUAGCUGGUCUAAACCGUCAUUAUGUCUGCCGCAACGCUGUGGGCACACGCGAUACCGAUGGCGACGGCGGAAAUGCUUGAAUGGAACUGGACCACACCACUUGGUCGGUGCAGGUAGCCGUUCCGUAGAAUUAAAACACCAGCGGAAGCAGCGUGUACAAUUUCUGCUACCAUGCAUUGGAGCCUCCGAGGAGGUUAGUUUCUUUCCUCUCACAGUUGAUUUGGAAAAUAUUUCAAUUUAUCCCACUGCUAAAGUUUAUUAG